AUGGUACACCUUGUGGCUGUACCAGAGACAAUCACGGCAAGUGGCUGUGCUUGUGUCUUUAUCGACACCAUCUUCCGACUUCAUGGGUUGCCCCGUGAACUCGUAUCAGACAGAGAUCCACGAUUCACUGCUGAUUUCUGGCGUUCCGUGUUCAAAUCACUCGGAACGCGCUUGAAGAUGUCGACAUCUGAUCAUCCAGAGUCAGAUGGUCAGACGGAACGUGCCAACCGUGUCCUUGAAGAGAUACUUCGAGGAUACGUACACUCCUUUAGGAGUUGGAGUGAGUUCUUGCCAAUGGUAGAGUUUGCCAUUAACAACUCGGUGCAUGCGUCCACGACACAUACACCGUUUUACAUGAAUGGCUUACGCCAUCCGCGAGUACCCACCUUACUAGAGUGUGACUCUGGUUUAAGGAGGGGAGGGACUCGCGCGAGCAAAAACCGAUUUGGUUCACGCUCAUCACGCUCUGACGAAGAAGUCAUUGCGUUUGAUGCCGAUAUCGAUAACAUCGAUAUCGAAGAAGAUGAUGCCAGUGAGAGUGCGGAAGCCCUCACUGAAGAAAAGGUUGAUGUUGCUGCAGUGCACUCACAGCACACUGAAGCUAACGAGUCAUCAGAUGAGUUCAUACUGGCUCGUGAAACGGUAGUCCGUUUUGUGCAAGAUUCCAUCGCCGAAGCGGUGGAUAAGCAAAAGUAA
This is a messenger RNA of Peronospora matthiolae, 696 nucleotides long. The record is from the annotation of a GenBank genome assembly. Lineage: Eukaryota; Oomycota; Peronosporomycetes; Peronosporales; Peronosporaceae.